AGCUAAAUUCACAACAUGUUGGAUUGAUUUAACUAACUGCACUCUCUUUGGAUUGAUUUAACUAACUGCACUCUCUUUGGUCCACCCAAACAUUUUAUUUUCAGCAGGUAACUGACAACAAUAAAAAGCUUUUGUCUGGUGACAGUGAUCAGAAUGCCGCAGACCAAUUUCCUUACUUCCGGGGCUGGGCUCAGCCUUCUUGGGAACAGCAGAAGCUUCAACCUCCUGGCUAACAUUGAGUCCUGGGAAGAGGGAGGCAGCAGCAAAGAGGAAAAUACCGGACGAUUCAUGGUCCUCCUGCUGUUAAAGGUGGUCUUAGACCAUCUAUUCCUGACCAUGUGCCUGCACCGACUGCACACCUCUUUCAUGGGCGUCUGUAGCCUGUCCGUCAUCUUGGCCGACGCAGUGUUGGCGUUUUCUGUGGCAGCUGUCUGGUUCUUGGGUCCCACCCGCUCCCCGGUGACCGUUUGCUUCCUCUUGGUGCACGCCUCGCAGAUGUUCAACAUGCUGCCUCUUCCGGUGCUAGUCCUGGGGCUGCUGGACUACGCCUUCGAGACGCGCUAUUUUGCCUGCCGCAGCGCUCCCUGCAAGGCCCUGUGGAGCUGCACGCUGACGCUGUUGCUGUGGGUGCUGGCCGCCGUGAGAUCCUGGGCCUCUGCUGUCACCGGCCUCAUAGAGGUUGAAUAUGAGGGAGGGAGGACCAUUUUGGGUUGCAUGGUGCAGGAUUCUGCCCUAGUACAGCACUUCUGCAUGGGUGUCGUUGCAGCCAUCACCUGUGUGCUGCUGCUCCACUACAGACACCUGAACCCGUGGCUGAAGGAGGCCAACAGGCUGUUAAAGCAGAGGCGCGAAGUCGACCCAUCGCUGCUGAGUGAUUUGAGCUUCCGUCACGCCGACAUAGGGAAGCUAGAGGCGGACGAGGAGAAAGCACUGGUGGAUGAGAGCGAAUGGCAAAAGCCCCCUCUUUACCUCAGCAUGACUUUGGGAUUUGGCACAAUGUGGGCGUCCUACUUGCUAAUCUGCAUCUCCAGCGAGCUCUUAGGCCUCAGGAUCCCUGCGUACAUAAGCGUCAACGUCCUGUGGUUUGAGUGUACCAACAGCUUACUGGUGGGCCUGGUGUUCUGGGUCAAGAGCGUUUGGCUGGGGACAUUCACUGAUCUCCCAGAUGACAUCUGCCAGUGGCAGGACUACUGGCAUUUAAGCAGAGGUCCAAUCAGGAACUUUCGGAAGCAACCCAAGACUGUGUUCGGACUGUCAGGCAAGGACAGAAAGCCACUGCAUGUCUGAAUCGGGCACUCUGGCCCAAUGAAAGAUUGGACGUGACCCAUAGGAAACG
Molecule: messenger RNA, 1336 nt
Organism: Esox lucius (northern pike)
Lineage: Eukaryota; Metazoa; Chordata; Actinopteri; Esociformes; Esocidae
Exons: 2
Coding region: 154-1287 (377 amino acids)
Cellular component (GO): signaling receptor complex; plasma membrane
Source: RefSeq, a predicted model, not a curated record